This is a messenger RNA of Pyricularia grisea, 1566 nucleotides long. RefSeq lists its product as uncharacterized. The coding region runs from base 1 to 1542 and encodes 513 amino acids. Gene Ontology annotation, molecular function: transmembrane transporter activity. The transcript is spliced from 8 exons. Gene Ontology annotation, cellular component: membrane. NCBI's taxonomy places the organism in Eukaryota, Fungi, Ascomycota, Sordariomycetes, Magnaporthales, Pyriculariaceae. Gene Ontology annotation, biological process: transmembrane transport. The record is from RefSeq and is a predicted model, not a curated record.
AUGGCCGACAUCGAAAAAGCCCCGCAGUCUCAAGCUGUUGCUACUGAAAAUGAUGCUUCAUCAAAAGAAAUGGAAGCCUCAACUGCUGCCUCAGCCCUCAAAGUCCUUGUCAACUACGAUGGCGACGAGACUUGGACUGAGGAGGAGGAGGCCAAGUUGAUGAAGAAGGUAGACUGGAAGCUAAUGCCGAUUCUUUGCAUUACAUAUGGUCUGCAAUACUAUGACAAGGCCAUGCUUUCGCAGGCUGCGCUCUUUGGCCUUCGGACCGAUCUCGGCCUCAGUGGCGAUCGCUAUGCGUAUUCUGCAUCUAUAUUCUAUCUAGGCUUCAUCAUCGGGGCCUACCCUGCAAUGGCCCUUGCACAACGCUUCCCCAUCGAACGAGUGGCUUCCGGCAUAGUAACACUCUGGGGAAUAUGUCUCCUCCUGACCAUCGUCUGCAAGGACUAUCAAGGUCUGUACAUAGAGCGAUUUUUCCUGGGUAUGCUCGAGUCUGGUGUCAGCCCCAUGUUUAUGCUUAUCGUCGGCAUGUGGUACAAGAAGGCUGAGCAGGCAUGGCGCAUGGGGAUUUGGUACAGCUGCACCGGCUACGUUACAAUCUUCUCGCCCCUGGUCAACUAUGGCUUCGGCCUGAUUGGGGGUGGUGUGUCGUCAUGGCGGUACAUGUACAUCUUUGGAGGCAGCGUGACCAUCCUUUGGGGCAUUGCCCUCCUCUUCCUCCUGCCAACCGACCCCGUCAGCGCCAAGGGCUUCGAACCCCGUGAGCAGUACAUCCUUUCCGCGCGGCUGCGGGAAAACAACGCUGGUAUAAGGAACAGGAGUUUCAAAAAGGAGCAGUUGCUGGAGCUGUGCUUUGACGUUAAGUUCUGGCUCAUCUUUGCGCUUGCUUUCUUGUCCAUGAUUGCAAAUGGACCCAUCAGUGCCUUCGUUCCUAUCCCUGCAUCGCAUAUCACUAAUACGGAUGAGCAGAUCAUCAAUGGCUUUGGCUACUCAACUCUCAACUCCCUGCUUCUCACUAUUCCCAUGGGAUUCUACGGCGGCUCAAUCAUGCUCGUGCUGUCAUAUCUUGCGUACCGGCUGAAGAACUGCAGAACUUGGCUCAUAUUCGGGGCUCAGUGCGGCACCAUCUUUGCAUCUCUGCUGUUGUGGCUGCUGCCUCUGUCUGCCAAGGGCGGCCUGUUGUUCGCCUGCACCAUCUUGCCAUCAAUUGGAGGUGGGUAUGCCGUCCUGAUGGGUUUGCAGAUUGCCAACACGGCGGGCUACACCAAGCGGUCGAUCGCGUCGUCUGGGCUCUAUAUUGGCUACUGUCUAGGAAAUUUUGUCGGACCUUUGUGCUUCAAGUCCACAGACGCCCCUCGGUACCCAAUGGGCUUUCUGACAGUGGUGGUAACCAACGUCGUUGGCGCUCUACUGAUCGUUGUUUACCGCUACGUGUGUGUAUGGGACAACAAGCGUCGCGAUGCUGCUGGUAUCUCCGAGGGUUUCGACCAUGCUUACGCAGACGAGGGUGACGUGAAGAACAAGCAGUUCCGCUACAUUUUGUAAUGUUGGGUACCCGCCUGACUUGCC